GUAGUUUGUUGCCGAGCAGCAGCCAGUCCUGUUUCUCCCCUCGCUCUGACUCAUCUUGUGCUUUGACUCUCAUCCUCAGUGGAUCCUCUCUCCAGCGCUCUGAUUCUUCAUUCCUCAGCACUGGCUUCGCUACUCCACUCAUCCCUGGGUCUCAUGGCUGCGCAGCAGUAAGAGAGGUCCUCUCAGAGUGUGGUGUAUGUGCGUGUGUGUGUGAGAGUGUGUGCCGAGGGGCUCCAGCAUGGAGGCUGUGGCACUUUAUACCUUCCGGGCCACUGAGGGCGAUGAACUCAGCUUCAACAAGGGAGACAUGCUCAAGAUCACCAACAUGGAGGAUGAUCCCAACUGGUACACAGCUGAGCUCCACAACAGAAAAGGAUUCGUGCCCAAAAACUACAUCAGCCUACGGCCGCACGCGUGGUUUGCCGGUCGGAUAGCACGUGGCGUGGCAGAGAGUCGGCUGCGGCACCGGGAGUGCGGGGCCUUUCUGGUCAGAGAGAGCGAGAGCGCUCCGGGAGAGUUCUCCAUGUCUGUCAGUUAUGGAGACCAUGUCCAGCACUUCAAAGUCCUGCAGGACCGCAGCGCUCAGUACUACGUGUGGGACGAACUCUUCUCCUCGCUGAAUGAGCUGGUGGAGUUCUACCAUAGCAACAGCAUCGCCAAGGAGAGGAACGUCUAUCUAAGGGACCCGGAACACUUUGCCAGGCGACCGAAUCACGCCCACGCCCUCUUUGACUUUGCCCCUCACCAUCCCUCCCAGCUGCGCUUCCUGCGCGGUGAUGUCAUCGAACUGAUCGACUGCUCCGACACGCUGCGCUGGAAGGGCCGCUGCCACGGACACGUGGGCUACUUCCCUCCGGAGUACGUGCAGCCCAUCUUCCACUGCCAGUGAUCUGUCCAUCAGCGUGGACGUUUUGACCCCUGACCCCCGGCGCUGCUCCUCUCUACACAUCUCUGAGGCUGAUGAUCUCAUUUCACUUUUGUCUCACUUGCAUCCUGAAGCUCCAUCUGAAACCUACACUGACAAUGUCCUCGACCUCCUUGUGCACACUGCUGCCGGGGAGCAGUCACGUGCAGCCGCCAGCUGCCAGCAGAGGGAGCAGAACUUUCCUUCGCUGCACACCAGAGAGGACCCACGGAGAGCUGCACAACACCAGAGAGGCAGGCCGUGCGGAGCAAACCCUUGUGUCCUGAGAGAAGACACGUCAGUGAACCAUGUUUUCACUCACAUACGUAUGUUGGAUGAGGGAAAUCCACGUCCAGCUUUUCACAGCUCAAGAACUAAAUUGGUUAUUUGAUUUGAAUUCACAUAUAUAUAUAUAUUAUUGUAUUGUGUGUUGAACUAUUUACAUACACAGUACAAUGUCAAUGACAAAGCUCAGCCUUGUGUGUGUCUAUAUUGAAACACUGAUGUGAUGAACGUUGGCGUGAGUCUUCCGUGGCCAGAGCCGAAUCAUGGAAUAAAAGAGACCCUUUAAAGCACCCAGGUCCAAGCGGCAGUCUUUCCACACACG
Molecule: messenger RNA, 1511 nt
Organism: Synchiropus splendidus (mandarinfish)
Lineage: Eukaryota; Metazoa; Chordata; Actinopteri; Syngnathiformes; Callionymidae
Gene: grapa
Product: GRB2 related adaptor protein a
Exons: 5
Coding region: 239-889 (216 amino acids)
Molecular function (GO): protein binding
Source: RefSeq, a predicted model, not a curated record